AGAGUUCAACACAAGUUCAAUGCAAGCCAAAUUUGCUGGACUCAACAAAAUGAUGGUCAAAGGACAGGUACAGUGUACAAAGAGAAUCUCAUCAAGAUAAUCUUUUUUGUAUCCUCACAAAUGUCCUAGAUUAUUUACAGUCUAUAGUAGAAACAAAUACUCCUCAUUGGUGCAACUGCCAUUUCUAAUAGACCAUUUAUAUACUGUAUCUUUGUGGCAAGGAAUCAAAAUGUCAAGUUGUGAAAAUCAAAUGGAACUAUUAACACACCCUUUUUUUUUAAAAUGGAUAAUUAUGUCUACAACCAAUUUAUAUUUUAGUUACUGAGGGAUUCCCUUGACACAUUUCUGACUGUCAGUUCUGGGUUUUUCCACUAUCACCAUGAGGAAGUUCAGUACUGGGUGUCCGUGUUUACUAACAUAUUCCGCUGUCAUCAACCUCUGCCCAGACGGCAGUCCCACUUGCCAUUGACCAGGAAAAAGUCAAUUCCAAGGUAAUGUAUCCUUAAAUAGUUCCUCAUGGACAGCAUACCCCAUUUACAAUACACCACAACUAGCCUACAACAGCAUACCCAAUUUACAAUAUACCACAACUGGCCUACAACAGCAUACCCCAUUUACAACACACCACAACUGUCACACCACAACUGGACUAUGACAGCUUACCCAAUUUACAAUACACCACAAGUUGCCUACAUCAGCAUACCCAUUUUUAAUACAUCACAACUGGUCCUACAACAGCAUACGCCAUUUACAAUACAUCACAACUGGCCUACAACAGCAUACGCCAUUUACAAUACAUCACAACUGGCCUACAACAGCAUACGCCAUUUACAAUACAUCACAACUGGCCUACAACAGCAUUCCCAAUUUACAAUACACCACAACUGGCCUACAACAGCACACCCCAUUUACAAUACAUCACAACUGUCACACCACAACUGGCCUAUAACAGCAUAUGCCAUUUACAAUACACUGCAACUGGCCUAUAACAGCAUACGCCAUUUACAAUACACUACAACUGGCCUACAACAGCAUACCCAAUUUACAAUACACCACAACUGGCCUUCAAUAUACACCAUUUACAAUACACCACAACUGGAUUACAACAGAGCACCCCAUUUAUAAAACCCUAUAACAACAUACCCCAUUUACAAUACACCACUACUGGCCUACAACAGCAUACCCCAUUUACAACACACCACAACUGGCCUUCAAUAUACACCAUUUACAAUACACCACAACUGGAUUACAACAGAGCACCCAUUUAUAAAACCUUACAACAGCAUACCCCAUUUACAAUACACCACUACUGGCCUACAACAGCAUACCCCAUUUACAACACACCACAACUGUCACACCACAACUGGCCUACAACAGCACACCCCAUUUACAAUACACCACAACUGGUCUACAACAGCACACCCAAUUUACAAUACACCACAACUGGCCUAUAACAGCAUACGCCAUUUACAAUACACCACAACUGGCCUACAACAGCACACCCCAUUUACAAUACACCACAACUGGCCUAUAACAGCAAACGCCAUUUACAGUAAUUAUUCUUGUUUAUGCUAUCCUUCAUAUUACAAGACAGAAUGGUUACUGCAAAUUUGUUUGAAAGAAAUUUCGUCAACGGAAAAUUGAUAGAUGGAAGUUUGACGCACGGAAAUUUGAUCAAAUGGAUGUUUGGCCGAGCUGAAGUUUGAUGGUACGGAAGUUUGGUCGCAGAAUGGGAAUUAGGUAGAACAGAAUUUUGAUCGAACGGAAAUUUGGUAGAGGAGAAGUUUGAUCAAAUUUUUUAUUUUUUUCUCUAACAGUUGCCAUUGAGAAAUUUGUUGGAAUUGUAGUUAUUUUAAAAUGGUAUUUACUUUGAUUCUUCUUUUUGUUUUAAAAUAAAUUUUGUUGUCUAAGGCUUGCGUCUGAGAAAUGGGUAGAUCUGUUCAAACGGACUCAUGUCGGAAUUUAGUUUAUUUUUAAACUGAAAAACACAAAAAUGUCGACAGUACUUAUUUAAUUAUUGAUAAAUGAACUGAUUUAGUAAAAAUAUAAAUACCACCACUAAAUUUUAAAAAGAAUAAGUUUGUCUAGUAUUGUGACGUUUUAUUAAAAUAUCUUGAGUAUGGGAAAAGUAACCUGACGAUACAAGUUAUUGGAAUUGCGAAAACUUCAAUAAAAAACAUUCAUGUCCAUUCAAGUAACCAUUUUGAAUUGUAACUGCUUAGGGUCCAUUUCAAAUUGUAACUGCUUAGGGUCCAUUUCAAAUUUUUACUGCUAAGGGUCCAUUUCAAAUUGUUACUGCUAUUAUUAGUGCUAUAACUAAACAAAUCAAACAACACAAUCUUUUAAGAGCUAUCAAAGACUUGGAGCUUACUUGUAAUCCUCAUAUAAUUAUUCUCAUAGAUUUUGAGCUUGCAAUGGUAAAUGUUAUAAAAGUCGAGUUUCCUCAAACUAUUACUCGAGGAUGCGUUUUUCACUUCUGCCAGUGUAUUUAUAGAAAAUUUCAAACAAAUGGCUUGAAGCUAAAUUUUAACUUUGACCCAGAAUUUGCAUUAAGAAUGUUGUCUGCUUGAGCAUUUGUGCCUGUUGCCUACCCAACAUGUGUUAGAGUACUUUGUGCCUGUUGCCUACACAACAUGUGGUAGAGUACUUUGUGCCUGUUGCCUACACAACAUGUGGUAGAGUACUUUGUGCCUGUUGCCUACACAACAUGUGGUAGAGUACUUUGUGCCGGUAGCCUACACAACAUGUGGUAGAGUUCUUUCAGUUACUUUGCAGCAGAUAUAUUUUACCCCCUGAAGCUGAAGUAAUUUUUAGUUAUUUUGAUGACCCAUAGAUCUGUUGACCUAAAAAUAGUCACUGUCGACCGAUUUCCCCUUCAUAUGUCACAAGAUUUGGCUUAUAUAUUGACAAUAAACUUAGAAUGAUUCCCCAUAUCAGUUCUUUGGUCAGGGCAUGCUUCUGUCAUCUUCGCGCCCUGGGUCAUCUGUGUCCUCAACUCAAUAAGAGAACAGCCAAUGCUGUAGCGGUAACUCUAAUCCAGUCAAAAUUAGAUUACUGUAAUAGUUGUUUGUGGGGUGUACCUCAGAACCAAAUUCAGAGACUCCAGAAGGUACAAAAUACUGCAGCACGCAUUGUAACGCGUAUAAAGAAAUCUGACCACAUCACCCAAGUUCUACAAGGUCUCCAAUGGGUUCCUGUGAGUGAGCGCAUUAACUACAAAAUUCUGACCCUGGGGUACAGCUUGCAUAGAAGGCUCUGCACCGGAAUAUCUCUAAGAACUGAUUUAUAAACAUGUAUCCUUAAAGAACCUGCGGUCUUCAACACAGUCCUUACUGAAAAUUCCCAGCGUGGAUGAACACAGAAAAAAGUUUUGUGGAUUGUGCUCUUUUGAAGCGAUAGGGCCAAAAUUAUGGAACAGUUUGCCUCAAUCUUUGAGGGGAUUUGAAAAUGAUACAAAAUCUUUUAAGAAACAUUUUAAAACUUUUUUGUUUAAAUAGAUAUAAGAAAACCAGAGCGCAGUGAGCAUGCUAAAGUAGCAUGGAUGCCAGCGCUAUAUAAAUAUCCAAUCUAUAAAUCAAACAAGCUGCUUUGAUGUAAGUCAACAGAUUUGUCAAUAACUAACAAUGCUCUUGAAGGUUGGCAUAAGGGGUUGGCAGAACCAAGUUUGGGCUGAUCACCCCAACAUUUUUCAUUUUAUAAGAGCCAUCAACCGUGAGCAAAGUUUAAACAAACUUUAUAUUGAACAUUUCAUUACUGGUCAGAAGCCUCCUUUGGGAAGAAAACAACAUAAAGAUUCAGUAGAAAGACUAAACGGCAACUAUUUUGAAACCAAUAUUUAGGCCAAGGACUAUAUUACGUGGAAGAACACAUAAUAUUGCCUAUUUAUUUUUUUACAUUUAAUUAAAUGAAACAAUAAUCACCAUAGAACUGUUUUCUUUACUUUGUCUGUGAGCCCUAUUAUUAUGUAUAAGGGAGGGAUAAUUUUUACUUUUUAAAUUUGAUUAAGUGAUACUUAACUAGGUAGGCCCAUUAUAAAUAUUUAUGAUUUGUGUAACUUUAUAAUUUAGGCCUCCUUGACAAUACCGAUGUAAAAGGGUCUGACCUAGGAUGAGAACUGCAUUCAUGAUAAUAAAAUGAAGUUGCUUUUUUUAAGACUGGAAGUAAUUUUAGUAAGUUACCGGUAUCUAAAAUUAUUGUCUGUAAGAACUUAUUUCCUGUCAAGGAAGGAAGUGUCUCUAUUGUGUAUUCUUUUCUAAAAUCACUCGAUAAAACAAAUGUGACAUUACCUUAAAUGUUUUAAAUGUUGGAACCAUAGAAACAUUUUAUGCAUUGUUAAUAUUUAAAUUACUAGUCUAAAGAAAACCCAUGUUCAACUAGUCUAAAGAAAAAAGCCUAUCUUUAUUCUGUGUGCCGUGCCACUGUUUUGAAAGGGAUGUGCCAUUUGACAUCAGACCCAAAAACACAAGCUGACGUACUCAAUCAGCAGUUCCAGUUGGUCUUUGGCGACGGUAAAGAUUACUCGGAGGCUGAACUCCAUCUGAAGACUAAUAUGAUGAAUAGAGCCUACCCUGUCAUGGAAGAUAUCCAGAUAUCAGAACAGAGUGUGCUGCCCUUCUCAAAACCAUCAACCCCUACAGAGCAUGUGGUCCUGACAACAUUAAACCACGAGUGCUCAAAGAAUUAGCCAAAGAAAUCACUCCUGCGCUGACAAUCCUCUUCCAAUCGUCGCUGUGCACAGGAAAUGUUCCAGCAGACUGGAGAACAGCGCAUGUCACUCCAGUCUACAAGAAAGGGGAGCAUUCUGACCCUGCCAACUAUCGUCUGAUAUCCGUCACCAGCGUGGUCUGCAAACUGUUGGAGCACACAAUCGUAAGCACAGUCAUGAAGCAUCUUGAAAGCCAAAAUAUACUCAAUGACUGUCAACAGGGCUUCCGAGUCAAUAGAUCAUGUGAGACCCAGCUUCUCGAAUUUGUAGAAGACCUGAUGACCAAUCAUAGUUUGCUUCUACACAAAUUCCAGAUGUAUGGGAUCCAAGGCACCACUAAAACAUGGAUCUCUAGCUUCCUCAGCCACCGCUGCCAAGCAGUAGUGGUGGAUGGUACAAGCUCCUCCAUUGGGAAUGUGGAGAAACUGACAUCCCAAGCAAGACUGUUCACAGAUGACACAGCGGUAUAUAGGACGAUCGCCAACAGAUCUGACCAGGACCAGCUACAACAGGAUCUCAAUCGGUUAGCUGAGUGGGAGAUGAGCUGGGACAUGGAAUUUCACCCUGCCAAGUGCCAGAAACUAUCAGUCUCUAGAAGUUGUACUCCUCUACACUACCAAUACGAACUGCAUGGCCACAUACUUGAGACAGUUUCCUCAGUAAAGUACCUGGGUGUUACCAUUCAAAGAGAGGUCCAAUGAGACGAGCAUAUUAACAAUGUAUGUAACCAAGCAAACAAGACCCUGGGGUUCUUAAAGCGUAACCUGAAGAUUGGCAACUCCUGUGUAAAAGAAAGAGCAUAUAAAGCCUUUGUCCGUCCGAUUUUAGAUUAUGCAUCUUCAGUCUGGGACCCAUUUACCCAGAAGAGCAUUGACAGGUUGGAGGCGGUCCAGCGACGGUCAGGUCUCUUUGUCCUGAACCGAUACAGGAAUACCUCUAGUGUUGGCAGUAUGCUGGAAACACUAGGCUGGUCACCAUUGGAGGAUUGACGACGACAAUCCAUGCUCUCCAUGAUGUACAAAAUAAAUAAUGGGCUGGUCCACUGUUCCAGUAUUAAACAGAAACUCGUCCCUCUCCCCCAUACACAGCGAUGAGGCCAUGACGGGCAAUUCCGGCUCAUACCAGCAAGAAGCCAGUAUAGGAAGUGCUCAUUCCUGCCCAAGAAAAUCAGGAACUUGAACAAUCUUUCAAAAGAAACAGUUGAGGCGACAACACUAGACACAUUUGCGUCUAUUGCCUCAAGCCUUCCAACCCCCAUUGCAUGAUUCCUUCACAAAGUAGCACAUGUAAUCAUUGAAAUAUCGUCAUCAACACCAGGCACAGAAGCAUUGCAAAUCCCCUCUACAUGCAUAGGAGCCAAAAUGACCAAUAAAUUGAUCGUGGGCCCUUAAUAUAUAGAAGAAGAAGGAGAAGAAGAAAAAGUGUUCUCAGAGCCUGGUUUUAAAUUAGUAUUUAGUUGUCCUGAGAUCUAACAUUAACUAAUAACAAGAGUCAUCUGUCAACCACUUACAAUAGGAGUUUUGGCUCAGCAUAAUGAGAAACCACAAAAAAUAACAAAUAACAACGGUGAUAUAAAUCAGGCCUUUGGGCUGUUUUUGACUUGAAGGGGAAAGAACAGUUGGUUUUUAUGUGUGAGUUUAUCACAUUUAUUUAAAGUUUAAAGAACAAUUAGUUUUUAUGUGUUAGUUUAUCACAUUUAUUUAAAGAACAAUUAGUUUUUAUGUGUGAGUUUAUCACAUUUAUUUAAAGAACAAUUAGUUUUUAUGUGUUAGUUUAUCACAUUUAUUUAAAGAACAGUUGGUUUUUAUGUGUGAGUUUAUCACAUUUAUUUAAAGAACAAUUAGUUUUUAUGUGUUAGUUUAUCACAUUUAUUUAAAGAACAGUUAGUUUUUAUGUAUGAGUUUAUCACAUUUAUUUAAAGAACAAUUAGUUUUUAUGUGUUAGUUUAUCACAUUUAUUUAAAGAACAGUUGGUUUUUAUGUAUGAGUUUAUCACAUUUAUUUAAAGAACAAUUAGUUUUUAUGUGUUAGUUUAUCACAUUAAUUUUCAUUUAAGUUUGUGAAAUAGCCUUCAUCAAGAAAAUCAAUAUUUUAUUUAAAGAUUGUUUACAAAAUUUAGUCAAUAUAUUUCUAAAAUCAGUAAAAAAUAGUUAAUCACAAAUUUUAUCACAAGUACAUGCCUAAAUUUCUGUACAUUUUCAUAAAUUGUCUCAGGUAAUGAUAAAUUAAAUAUAUGUUAAAUCACUGACUGAUACUGAAUGUCUAACAGUUGAUAAAGAUCCCUUUAACAUUGUUUCAAAACUAUAACCAUGCAAUUAACAUAUCCAGACAAUUACAAUUUUAUUGUGCAAAUAUUGUACAUUAGUUAAAAUAGAUCAUUAUGGAGCAGUAAGUUUUAAAAAAAAUUAUAAUUUUUAUCUGUUACAUGGUAGGCAUUUUACAUGCCCCUAAUUCUCAGACUCAAAUUCUUUCGUACUCUAUAGCACAGAUUCUUAACCAGCGAUGCCUGCAACCUCAGGGGUUGGGGCGUGCAGUGCCAGGGUGUGCUGGAAGACACAAACAUAUUUUUAGCUAAAACACAAAGUGCCAAAUAAUAUAUAAUAAAUUGAAAAAUGUAUGCAAUAAGUUGUAUUAGCUAAUAACAGAAAACAAUUAUGUACUAACAAAAAAACAACAAAUAAAUAUAACAAUAUAGUUCAAAAAUCACUUUCCAUUUAUUUUGGUUUGGUAAAGGAAGGAGGGGAUAAUAAUAAGUCAUGAAUGAGAAAGGGCUGGUAAAGAAAAUUUAUAAAAAGGUAAUUAGUAAUAUUUAUUCAUCAGCUAAACUUACAGUUCGGAAGAUCCCCUUUUAGGUGCAUGUCCAAAAAAAAUUAUAAAAUAAAAAGUUAUCAUUAUUUUCAAAGUUAAUUAUGAAGAUUAAAAAUUAUUUAUGCCCAACAUAAAUAUCAAUUUAGAAAUGUUAUUUUGUAUAUAACUGUGCAUGAUUUUUUCCUCUUAGUCUUACAUGAAAGUUUGAUUUAAUAUUCUUCUAUAUAUUAAGGGCCCACGAUCAAUUUAUUGAUCAUUUUGAUCAUAUUAUUAAUCUAUGAGUAUGACUACAUUUUUACUAGAAAUAAUACUAUAGACCAGCGUUCCCCAAAUUAAAAGAAAGAUCCACUAAACUUAGCAGUUUGGCAAAAGCUGCUAUCUAAGACUAUAGUGUGCAUAGUAUUUACUUAUGUAAUUUUAUUCUUCUUGAAUUUAUCAAAUUUUUUAUAUUUUUUUAAUUUUUGAAUUUAUCAAUAACAGUGUAAUUUAUAAUAUCAAGGCUCAAGCUACAAAAAAAGUAAAUUAAUAAUGUAGAAACUAAAUCUACAAUAUUUUUAGAACAGCUAUAUAAUAUAAAUAUAUACUAUAUAUUACUGGUAUAUCAUCUGAUAUUUUUAUAAUUUCAUUCAAGUACGAUGUUAAAUGAGUAAGAAGGCUUAAGUAGGCCUAAGUGAGGGUGUUAUUAAACCAUGAUUUACUUACUAAAAAUUACUACUACAACUUCUAAGUAAUCUUAAUUAAAAUUUAAUCUUAAUAGUCUUAGGCCUAGGCUACUAAUAAUAAUCUAUAGUAAUAAAAUAGCUAAUAUGUAGGCUACUAAGUGUAGCUGACUCAGUGACAUUACAUUACAACAGUGACAUUACAUUACAACAGUGACAUUACAUUACACAGCCUGCAGACUUUGCUAUGCUGGUGCUUGAUUUGGAAUGAUAACUUUGAGUAUUUAUAACUUUAAAAAUUUAUUAAAAUGUGUUAAUAAUAUUGAAAGGAAAACAUACAAAUAAAAUUAGGCUAAUUACUGAUUAACAAUUUAGGAUAAAUAGAUUUUUCACAAUUUGUCACUCGCAUCUCUCUUGGACUUAGGCUCAGUUCACACGGUUAAAUUACAAUCAAAUUUUCUGCACAUUUUCGUCAAAUUUCUUUUUGACUAAUUAUUUUGUAUUACUAUAUAGUGCGUUCAAAAAGAAAUUUGAUGAAAAUUUGAUAGUGUGAGCUGAAUAUUAGUAGACUAGCCUUUUAGACACACGUAUUCUGUCCGUUCCCAAGACACACAUUAAAACAUAUGGUGAACUAUCUUUCUCUUUCUGCGCCCCCAAACAAUGGAAUUCUUUGCCACUACACAUACGCAAUAUACCAACCACCCAGGCCUUCAAAACUGCACUAAAAACACAUCUUUUUAAAUUAUACUACCCUGACUGAUCAUUCCCCUCUGACCGAUAAAAGAUCUUGCUGGCUGACGUCUAUGGUUUGCCUUGUAAAAGUUAUGUGGUGGGGUGGGUGAAUAUACAUUGCUGUUCUUUAUUUCAUAAAUGUAUUUUAUUUUAAUGUCAUGAUUAUGUCUCUUUUGAUAAAAUUUUCAUUUGAUCAAAUUUCUGUUUUUUACAAACUUCUGUUCGAUCAAAUUUCCGUUUGACCGAACCUCCGUUCGAUCAUAAUCCCGCUCAACCAAACUUCCGUUCGAUCAAAUUUCAGUUCAACCAAACUUCUGUUCAAUCAAAUUUCCGUUCGACCAAACUUCCGUCUACCCAUUUUCUCCGACGAAAUUUAUUUCAAACAAAUUUAUGGACACGAGACAGAAUAGGUCAGAUAAACCACUUAAUAAACGACACUGUUUUAGCUUAUGUUCUUACAAUCACAAACAAGAAGAGAGGAAUCAAUGCCUACUACAAGACAGAAUAGGUCAACUAAGCUACCUGAUAAACGACACUGUUAUAUUGUGUGUUCUUACAAUCACAAGCAAAAAUAGAAGAAUUAAUGCAUGCUGGAGAGUUUGAACGGCUUGACACCCACUGUUACAACCCUUUUGUUUCCUUGCAUCAGCCCUGUGCUGCUCAUUUGGAUGGAAGGUAAAAACUUCUCUACCGUUGUAGAAGUGACAGAAAUGUCAUCCACCAUUUCUACAGCGGCUUGCAGUGGUAUACAUUGCCAGCUUUCUCAAGCAAGACUCAAUGCCAUCAUCAAGCCUGGCGGAGGAGGUAACGGAUACAUAGGCACUCAAUACUCAGGUCUGACUACAUUAACACAGGCCUCUCUACAUUAACACAGGCCUCUCUACAUUUACUCAGCCUUGUCUAUAAUUGACACAGCCUUUUUCUACAUUUAAAUAGGCAUGUCUACAUUUACACAAAUUUACACAUGUAAAUUAUUAAAGUCAUUUUUACAAAUUUACACAGGCAUUUAAAUCGACACACAUAUAUUUACCUAUAUUUACAUAGACAUAUUAGUAUUUAUACUAUUCACAUAGACAUUUCUACAUUAACAUAUACAUUACAUAGACAUGCCUACAUUAUACAUAUUUACAGAGACAUGUCUAAAGUUGCACAAAUUUACAUAAGCAUGUUUGCACUUACAUAGAUGCUUACAUUUCAUGUAAGUUACAAGCUGAUCAUAAAUAAAUCCACAUUGGCAUUAACCUUACUAUCUUAUUAAAGCUUUCAAGUGGUUCUCAAAAUAUUUGAAUGCGUGAAGUCUUACUACAGUUUUUUAAAAUUCUAAUUUCAGUGGUGGAUAAACAUGAGUGGUUCAGUUCCUAUAACGGAUCAUGUGAAGUGGAUAUCCAGAACGUUUCCUGUUGUCUAGUGGAUGCCAGGCUCAGCAAUGAACAGAUGCGUGGCAGAAAACACUACUGGGGAACAGUUUUCUAUUUGGGUACUCUACUCAUGAAGGCAAGGAUUGGUAGUGUUGAUAGAUUUUCCAAUGCUGGGUUUGUGUGCUUAUAGUCAAAUACAUGUUCCAUAAACAUACCAUAGAGGGACAUACAUGUAGCGUAGAGUCACAUUAAGAAUCACUACUGGAGAACUCUACUCAUGAUAGAUCCUUACCUGUCACAUACUUUUACCAUUAACUCAUAUGGACUAAUAUGUCAAAUACAAGCUGUAUUAAGUUAGAUACAUGUUUCAUAAGUCACACUAGUGUAUCAUUAAGUCACAUACAAAUAUCUUGAAAUCACAUAAAUAAAUAAAUCACAUAAAUGAUAAUGAUGGUUAGGUAUACCACAUGCAAUGAUUCCCACAUGUUUAAUUUCAACAGGUGAAGAAGUUGAGUUAUGACGUGAAGGUGGAAGGUAUGGAGGACAACCUGCAGGUGGAGUGGUCCAGUGGCCUUUACAGUGUGUUGAAUCAACUCAUCAGUGCUUUCAGGAGGGUCAAACCUCUCCAGCCAGCUCAAACCAGCCGGGCCUUAAAUGUUGCUAAACUACCUGUUGUCAAGAACUCUCUCAUCCACAUGUUAAAAUUGGACAUCUCAAACAUCAAUUUAUUCAUCAGCAACUCUGUUGGGGGUAAGGGAUUUGUUCAACACCUCCAAUAUCAUGAGCCCUUAAGCAAGUUGUUUCAAAGCCCCAUUCAAUAUCUUUAUCUUAAACAUCUAAUCAAGUUUCAUUACCUCUUCAAUACCUUUUUCUUGAGCACUAAAUCAAGUUUUACAAUAUGUUUAUUAAGGUUAACACAUUUUAAAUAUCAUACUAUUGUUUAUAUUUGCCAUGAAGACUUUGUUGAAUUUAUUUAAUUGUGAUUUUAAAAAAAAACAUGCACACUGUCCAGACUUUAGUUUAACAGUUAUGGGAGAUAUGUAUAAAAUACUGUAAUGCACAGACCUAUCUGACCAGGAUACUGUUUCUAGUAGCACAAUUAAACAUGAAUUUAACACAAUAUUUCAGUGUGCGCUAUGCUGCGUGUCGACACAGUUGCACUCCUUCACAAUGCAGCACAGACUACAUUGUGUGUUGAUGGAACCAAAGUGCAAUAUAUCAUUUGUGAUAAGGAAGUAAGCUUGAAAUAGUUAGUUGAGUGAAAUUAUUUAUGCUUGCAAUAUUCCUGUCAUUAUUAUCUUCUAUUAUUAAUAAGUUGGUUGGCUUAGUUCUGCUUAUUGUAUACAAAAAAACAUUUGUUUCUGUUCCAAAAGUUUUUCCCCUUGAAUAGAUCCAAUGAAAUCCAUAAACCUGCAGCCCACAUCCAUCAAGUGAAGGUCAAGUUUACACCAUCCAACAAGGUGGGGGUCAAAUUGCUACCAUAAUGAUAUCUUUUAAAUGUAAAAACAAAAAAAGAAAUGACUAUAACUUUGUAAUAAAAGCAAUUUUAAAAAAUAUUUUGUAAUAAUAUCAAUUUAAUAACUAUUAUUUCAACCUUAACAAAAUUUCUUUGAUCGAUAACAAAAUCUUUCUAAAAGUAACAAUACAUAUAACACAAUUGCUCUAUGUCCAUUGCAGACUAAUAAAAAGUCAUAACAAACUUACAUACUUUUUAUUUAUUUUAUAAGUCAAUAAGACUGAGUAAUACACAUCUGUAUAGUUAAAAAAUGACAUCUGUUUGAGUAAUACACAUCUGUAAAGUUAAUGAACUACAUUUGUUAAAGUAAUACACAUCUGUUUAGUUAAUGAAUGACAUCUUUUUAAGUAAUACACAUCUGUAUAGCUAAUGAACUACAUCUGGCUGGAUUGUCUCAGUUACUAAUGCAGAGUUAGAAAAAAAAAUUGAAACAAUUUCCUCACUUGUCAAAAUAUCAUUGAAAAGUUUGUCUGGAAUUACCCAGGAUUGUUCAAAGAAAUUUAUCUAAUUGAAAUCUCAGGGUCUUGCAAAUGACUAAAUAACUUGUUUCUAUGAAAAAUUUCUGUAUCUGAAAUGUUCUUGUAACUGUCCACAGGAGUGCAGAGUUCACAUCUUGCAACAUCUGACUGUGCAGUGGACAAAUGAAGUGCACAUGUGUCUAGUCAAAGGAGUGCAGGAGGUCAAGACUCUACAGGCUAGACUAUCACUGGCUGAUGGAGGUCAGAUUGUGUUUUCACUGUAUGUACUGUAUUACUGGCUGAUGAAGGUCAGAUUAUGCGGUCACUGUAUGUACUGUAUCACUGGGUGAUGGAGGUCAGUUUUUGUGGUUUUACAAAUCAUGGCUCACGAGCCACAUGCAGCUCUUUAGCAACCUGAGUGUGGCUCGGCCAGUUGGCCACAAAUCGGUUUUGGCUCCGAAAAACAUGGUUCUUGACAAGUUUUUGAAAAGAAAUUUGGCUCUCAAAAAUUUUUUAAUCGUCCUGCUACUGAUUUUGGCUCAUUUGACUAAUGAGUUUGCUGAUCACUGGGCUAGACAAUCACUGGCUGAUGGAGGUCAGUUUAUGUGGUCACUGCAUUGUGUUACUCAGUGCUGUUCUAAAUCACUCAGAUAAUGUACCCUAUAACUAGGAUACUAUAUUCUGUCACUCAGAUACAGCAAUUUGCCUCUCAUAUAUUGUAUACAAUCUAAACAAAAUUGUCACAACAUAUAUUAAUCUUGGCAAAAAUAUUCUAAUUUUCAGAUGCCACAAGCCCCUGUGAAAGUAUGGCACCCCCACCACAUCCUCCCCAGUUGACCACACCUCAUUCAGCAGCUCCUUUCAAAUCUGACAUUUGUAUCAAUAUUUUAAUCUUGGCUGAGAUUCACCUUGAGGCAAAAUUGUCUAAGCAACAUAUGUAAGUAUGAAAUUGUCCAAACACCGUACAUAAAUAUCAUGUCGUCUAAACAACAUACAUAAAGAAGUCUUGAUCAACACUGACCUUACAGAGGCUUAAUUUAGCAGUUCAAUGAUAUGUAAAUUUUAAAUUGUAUUAUUUAAAGUUUUUCCUAAUUAUUUCAACCACAAGAGGAACAGCAUUUGACCCAAAUUUUUAGGUACUACACAUUUUACUUAAUCCUUAUAAAACAAAAGUUUCAAAUUUUACAUCACUUAAGGCUUAGUAUUCAGACCCAGAAUCUUUUAGUGACCAUGACCUUGCCUGAAAUUCUCAUGGAGGUCAAGGAUUUCAAUAUCAAGUGUGAUGGAAACAACAUUUUCAAGAUAUCUGUGAGUUGAAAAUAAUAUGCAUUAGGACCUGUAAAAAAACAAUUACACAUAAAUAAAUUUUUAUUAUUAGUUGGACUGUCAUAAAUCUUAUGUAAAUAAUACAACACAAACAGUGUCCACAUCUUGGGUGAAGCUUUAUUUGUGAAACAUAAAAUCAUUUUUCUGGAGACAAAACGUGUAAAAUUAUAUAUUUGUAUUUAUAAAGUAUAUAUUUGAUUGAAAAAUGAUAUACAUAGCUGUACAAUAACUAAAAACAAUAACAUAACUCAUAUGAAAGAAUAAAUUGAGCAACAGAAGAGAUGGUCACCUUUCUUCCAUUCCAUUUCCUGAUUUUGUGACAUACACUUGGACAAAACACUGCUGCUCUUUUUGAUUUUUGAGUCACGGGUCAUUGACACCAUUAUUUGAAAACAUAUUAGUGAGAGCAGGUCAUUGACACCAUUAUUUGAAUAUAUAUUAGUGAGAGCAGGUCAUUGACACCAUUAUUUGAAUACAUAUUAGUGAGAGCAGGUCAUUGACACCAUUAUUUGAAUACAUAUUAUUGAGAGCAGGUCAUUGACACCAUUAUUUGAAUACAUAUUAGUGAGAGCAGGUCAUUGACACCUUUAUUUGAAUACAUAUUAUUGAGAGCAGGUCAUUGACACCAUUAUUUGAAUACAUAUUAGUGAGAGUAGGUCAUUGACACCUUUAUUUGAAUACAUAUUAUUGAGAGCAGGUCAUUGACACCAUUAUUUGAAUACAUAUUAGUGAGAGCAGGUCAUUGACACCUUUAUUUGAAUACAUAUUAGUGAGAGCAGGUCAUUGACACCAUUAUUUGAAUACAUAUUAUUGAGAGCAGGUCAUUGACACCAUUAUUUGAAUACAUAUUAGUGAGAGCAGGUCAUUGACACCAUUAUUUGAAUACAUAUUAGUGAGAGCAAGUCAUUAACACCAUUAUUUGAAUACAUAUUAGUGAGUGCAUGUCAUUGACACCAUUAUUUGAUUAUGUAAUUAUUGAGUGCAGGUCAUUGACACCAUUUGUAUACAUAUUAGUGAGAGCAGGUCAUUGAUACCAUUUGAAUACAUAUUAGUGAGUGCAGGUCAUUGACACCAUUAUUUCAUUACAUGAUUACAUGAUUUUUGAGUAAAGGGUCAUUGACACCAUUAUUUGAUUAUAUAAUUAUUGAGUGCAGGUCAUUGACACCAUUAUUUGGUUAAUUAUUCAGGGGUUUCAGCUGGAGACAUUGGCUGUGUCAUAUCUGAAAGUUGAAAGGGAAAGGGCCAAAACAUUGCAAAGUCCUACCAACAAAGCUUGGUAAGUGGCUUUCAUUUAUUGAUGUUGUGUGGUUGGGGGGGGGGGUACGUGGGACUUUAUGUUUUGAUCCAUUUGACUUCAUGAGAUGAGGGGAUACCUGUGAUUGUAUGAUGUAAUACAUGUUACUGUGAGGAUACAUUUGAAUUGUUGUGUGGUUGGGGGGGGGGGGUACGUGGGACUAUAUGUUGUGAUCCAUUUGACUUCAUGGGAUGUGGGGAUACAUGUGAUUGUAUGAUGUAAUACAUGUGACUGUGAGGAUACAUUUGAAUAUAUUUGGGGAUACGUGUGACUAUAUUUAGGAUACAUGUGACUAUAUUUGGGAUACAUGUGACUAUAUUUGGGAUACAUGUGACUAUAUUUGGGAUACAUGUGACUAUAUUUGGGAUACAUGUGACUAUAUUUGGGAUACAUGUGACUAUAUUUAGGAUACAUGUGACUGUAUUUGGGAUACAUGUGACUAUAUUUGGGGAUACAUGUGACUAUAUUUGGGAUACAUGUGACUGUAUUUGGGGAUACAUGUGACUAUAUUUGGGAUACAUGUGACUAUAUUUGGGAUACAUGUGACUAUAUUUGGGAGACAUGUGACUAUAUUUAGGAUACAUGUGACUAUAUUUGGGAUACAUGUGACUAUAUUUGGAAUACAUGUGACUAUAUUUGGGAUACAUGUGACUAUAUUUGGGAUACAUGUGACUUUAUUUGGGAUACAUGUGAGUAUAUGUGUGGAUACAGGUGACUAUAUUUGGGGAUACAUGUGACUAUAUUUGGGAUACAUGUGACUAUAUUUGGGAUACAUGUGACUAUAUUUGGGAUACAUGUGACUAUAUUUAGGAUACAUGUGACUAUAUUUAGGAUACAUGUGACUAUAUUUGGGAUACAUGUGACUAUAUUUGGAAUACAUGUGACUAUAUUUGGGAUGCAUGUGACUAUAUUUGGGAUACAUGUGACUAUAUUUGGGAUACAUGUGACUAUAUUUGGAAUACAUGUGACUAUAUUUGGGAUACAUGUGACUAUAUUUGGGGAUACAUGUGACUUUAUUUGGGAUACAUGUGAGUAUAUGUGUGGAUACAGGUGACUAUAUUUGGGGAUACAUGUGACUAUAUUUGGGAUACAUGUGACUAUAUUUGGGAUACAUGUGACUAUAUUUGGGAUACAUGUGACUAUAUUUGGAAUACAUGUGACUAUAUUUGGGAUGCAUGUGACUAUAUUUGGGAUACAUGUGACUAUAUUUGGGAUACAUGUGACUAUAUUUGGGAUACAUGUGACUAUAUUUGGGGAUACAUGUGACUAUAUUUGGGAUACAUGUGACUAUAUUUGGGAUACAUGUGACUAUAUUUGGGAUACAUGUGACUUUAUUUGGGAUACAUGUGAGUAUAUGUGUGGAUACAGGUGACUAUAUUUGGGGAUACAUGUGACUAUAUUUGGGAUACAUGUGACUAUAUUUGGGAUACAUGUGACUAUAUUUGGGAUACAUGUGACUAUAUUUGGGAUACAUGUGACUAUAUUUGGGAUACAUGUGACUGUAUUUGGGAUGCAUGUGACUAUAUUUGGGAUACAUGUGACUAUAUUUGGGAUACAUGUGACUAUAUUUGGGAGACAUGUGACUAUAUUUGGGAUACAUGUGACUAUAUUUGGGGAUACAUGUGACUAUAUUUAGGAUACAUGUGACUAUAUUUGGGAUACAUGUGAGUAUAUGUGUGGAUACAGGUGACUAUAUUUGGGGAUACAUGUGACUUUAUUUGGGAUACAUGUGAGUAUAUGUGUGGAUACAGGUGACUAUAUUUGGGGAUACAUGUGACUAUAAUUGGGAUACAUGUGAGUAUAUGUGGGGGAUACAUGUGACUAUAUUUUAGGAUUAAAUGUCACUAAGGGGGGGGGGAUACAUGUGACUAUAUGUUGUGAUACAUGUGACUUCAUGUGGGGAUACAUGUGAUUGUAUGAUGUAACACAUGUGACUGUGAGGAUACAUUUGAAUAUAUUUGGGAUACAUGUGACUAUAUUUAGGAUACAUGUGACUAUAUUUGGGAUACAUGUGACUAUAUCUGGGAUACAUGUGACUAUAUUUGGGGAUACAUGUGACUAUAUUUGGGGAUACAUGUGACUAUAUUUGGGAUACAUGUGACUAUAUUUGGGAUACAUGUGACUAUAUUUGGGAUACAUGUGACUAUAUUUGGGAUACAUGUGACUUUAUUCGGGAUACAUGUGACUAUAUUUGGGAUACAUGUGACUAUAAUUGGAAUACAUGUGACUAUAUUUGGGAUACAUGUGACUAUAUUUGGGAUACAUGUGACUAUAUUUGGGAUACAUGUGACUUUAUUUGGGAUACAUGAGACUAUAUUUGGGAUACAUGUGACUAUAAUUGGAAUACAUGUGACUAUAUUUGGGAUGCAUGUGACUAUAUUUGGGAUACAUGUGACUAUAUUUGGGAUACAUGUGACUAUAUUUGGGAUACAUGUGACUAUAUUUGGGAUACAUGUGACUAUAAUUGGAAUACAUGUGACUAUAUUUGGGAUGCAUGUGACUAUAUUUGGGAUACAUGUGACUUUAUUUGGGAUACAUGUGACUAUAUUUGGGGAUACAUGUGACUAUAUUUGGAUACAUGUGACUAUAUUUGGAAUACAUUUGACUAUAUUUAGGAUACAUGUGACUAUAUUUGGGAUACAUGUGACUAUAUUUGGGAUACAUGUGACUAUAUUUGGGAUGCAUGUGACUAUAUUUGGGAUACAUGUGACUAUAUUUAGGAUACAUGUGACUAUAUUUGGGAUGCAUGUGACUAUAUUUGGGAUACAUGUGACUAUAUUUGGGAUACAUGUGACUAUAUUUGGGAUACAUGUGACUAUUUUUAGGAUACAUGUGACUAUUUUUAGGAUACAUGUGACUAUAUUUGGAAUACAUGUGACUAUAUUUAGGAUACAUGUGACUAUAUUUGGGAUACAUGUGACUAUAUUUGGGGAUACAUGUGACUAUAUUUGGGAUACAUGUGACUAGAUUUGGAAUACAUGUGAGUAUAUGUGUGGAUACAGGUGACUAUAUUCGAGAUGCAUGUGACUAUAAUUGGGAUACAUGUGAGUAUAUGUGGGGGAUACAUGUGACUAUAAUUGGGAUACAUGUGAGUAUAUGUGGGGGAUACAUGUGACUAUAAUUGGGAUACAUGUGAGUAUAUGUGGGGGGUACAUGUGACUAUAAUUGGGAUACAUGUGAGUAUAUGUGGGGGAUACAUGUGACUAUAAUUGGGAUACAUGUGCCUAUAUUUGGGAUACAUGUGACUAUAUUUGGAAUACAUGUGACUUUAUUUUGGAUACAUGUGACUAUAUUUGGAAUACAUGUGACUUUAAUUGGGAUGCAUGUGAGUAUAUGUGGGGGAUACAUGUGACUAUAUUUGGAAUACAUGUGACUAUAUUUGGGAUACAUGUGACUAUAUUUGGAAUACAUGUGACUAUAAUUGGGAUGCAUGUGAGUAUAUGUGGGGGAUACAUGUGACUAUAAUUGGGAUACAUGUGAGUAUCUGUGGGGGAUACAUGUGACUAUAUUUGGGAUACAUGUGACUAUAUUUGGAAUACAUGUGACUAUAUUUGGGAUACAUGUGACUAUAUUUGGGAUACAUGUGACUAUAUUUGGGAUACAUGUGACUAUAUUUGGGAUACAUGUGACUAUAUUUGGGAUACAUGUGACUAUAUUUGGGAUACAUGUGACUAUAAUUGGGAUACAUGUGACUAUAUUUGGGAUACAUGUGAGUAUAUGUGUGGAUACAGGUGACUAUAUUUGAGAUGCAUGUGACUAUAAUUGGGAUACAUGUGAGUAUAUGUGGGGGAUACAUGUGACUAUAAUUGGGAUACAUGUGAGUAUAUGUGGGGGAUACAUGUGACUAUAUUUGGGAUACAUGUGAGUAUAUGUGGGGGAUACAUGUGACUAUAAUUGGGAUACGUGUGAGUAUAUGUGGGGGAUACAUGUGACUAUAUUUGGGAUACAUGUGACUAUAUUUGGGAUACAUGUGACUAUAUUUGGGGAUACAUGUGACUAUAAUUGGGAUACAUGUGACUAUAAUUGGAAUACAUGUGACUAUAAUUGGGAUACAUGUGACUUUAUUUGGGAUACAUGUGACUAUAUUUGGGAUACAUGUGACUAUAAUUGGGAUACAUGUGACUAUAUUUGGGAUACAUGUGACUAUAUUUGGGAUACAUGUGACUAUAUUUGGGAUACAUGUGACUAUAAUUGGGAUACAUGUGACUUUAUUUGGGAUACAUGUGACUAUAUUUGGGAUACAUGUGACUAUAAUUGGGAUACAUGUGACUAUAUUUGGGAUACAUGUGAGUAUAAUUGGGAUGCAUGUGAGUAUAAUUGGGAUACAUGUGACUUUAUUUGGGAUACAUGUGACUAUAUUUGGGAUACAUGUGACUAUAAUUGGGAUACAUGUGACUUUAUUUGGGAUACAUGUGACUAUAUUUGGGAUACAUGUGACUAUAAUUGGGAUACAUGUGACUAUAUUUGGGAUACAUGUGAGUAUAAUUGGGAUGCAUGUGAGUAUAAUUGGGAUACAUGUGACUUUAUUUGGGAUACAUGUGACUAUAUUUGGGAUACAUGUGACUAUAAUUGGGAUACAUGUGACUUUAUUUGGGAUACAUGUGACUAUAUUUGGGAUACAUGUGACUAUAAUUGGGAUACAUGUGACUAUAUUUGGGAUACAUGUGACUAUAUUUGGGAUACAUGUGACUAUAAUUGGGAUACAUGUGACUUUAUUUGGGAUACAAGUGACUAUAUUUGGGAUACAUGUGACUAUAAUUGGGAUACAUGUGACUAUAUUUGGGAUACAUGUGACUAUAUUUGGGAUACAUGUGACUAUAAUUGGGAUACAAGUGACUAUAUUUGGGAUACAUGUGACUAUAAUUGGGAUACAUGUGACUAUAUUUGGGAUACAUGUGACUAGAUUUGGAAUACAUGUGACUAGAUUUGGGAUACAUGUGACUGUAUUUGGGAUACAUGUGACUAUAAUUGGGAUACAUGUGACUAUAUUUGGGAUACAUGUGACUAUAAUUGGGAUACAUGUGACUAUAUUUGGGAUACAUGUGACUAUAUUUGGGAUACAUGUGACUAUAUUUGGAAUACAUGUGACUAUAUUUGGGAUACAUGUGACUAUAUUUUGGGAUACAUGUGACUAUAUUUUUGGGAUACAUGUGACUAUAUUUGGGAUACAUGUGACUAUAUUUGGGAUACAUGUGACUAUAUUUGGGAUACAUGUGACUAUAUUUGGGAUACAUGUGACUAUAUUUAGGAUACAUGUGACUAUAUUUUUGGGAUACAUGUGACUAUAUUUGGGAUACAUGUGACUAUAUUUGGGAUACAUGUGACUAUAUUUGGGAUACAUGUGACUAUAUUUGGGAUACAUGUGACUAUAAUUGGAAAACAUGUGACUAUAUUUGGGAUGCAUGUGACUAUAUUUGGGAUACAUGUGACUUUAUUUGGGAUACAUGUGACUAUAUUUGGGGAUACAUGUGACUAUAUUUGGGAUACAUGUGACUAUAUUUGGAAUACAUGUGACUAUAUUUAGGAUACAUGUGACUAUAUUUGGGAUACAAGUGACUAUAUUUGGGGAUACAUGUGACUAUAUUUGGGAUGCAUGUGACUAUAUUUGGGAUACAUGUGACUAUAUUUAGGAUACAUUUGACUAUAUUUGGGAUGCAUGUGACUAUAUUUGGGAUACAUGUGACUAGAUUUGGAAUACAUGUGAGUAUAUGUGUGGAUACAGGUGACUUUAUUCGAGAUUAUACAUGUGACUAUAUUUGGGAUACAUGUGACUAUAUUUGGGAUACAUGUGACUAUAAUUGGAAAACAUGUGACUAUAUUUGGGAUGCAUGUGACUAUAUUUGGGAUACAUGUGACUUUAUUUGGGAUACAUGUGACUAUAUUUGGGGAUACAUGUGACUAUAUUUGGGAUACAUGUGACUAUAUUUGGAAUACAUGUGACUAUAUUUAGGAUACAUGUGACUAUAUUUGGGAUACAAGUGACUAUAUUUGGGGAUACAUGUGACUAUAUUUGGGAUGCAUGUGACUAUAUUUGGGAUACAUGUGACUAUAUUUAGGAUACAUUUGACUAUAUUUGGGAUGCAUGUGACUAUAUUUGGGAUACAUGUGACUAGAUUUGGAAUACAUGUGAGUAUAUGUGUGGAUACAGGUGACUUUAUUCGAGAUACAUGUGACUAUAUUUGGAAUACAUGUGACUAUAUUUGGGAUACAUGUGACUAUAUUUUGGGAUACAUGUGACUAUAUUUUUGGGAUACAUGUGACUAUAUUUGGGAUACAUGUGACUAUAUUUGGGAUACAUGUGACUAUAUUUGGGAUACAUGUGACUAUAUUUGGGAUACAUGUGACUAUAUUUGGGAUACAUGUGACUAUAUUUGGGAUACAUGUGACUAUAUUUGGGAUACAUGUGACUAUAUUUGGGAUACAUGUGACUAUAUUUGGGAUACAUGUGACUAUAUUUGGGAUACAUGUGACUAUAUUUGGGAUACAUGUGACUAUAUUUGGGAUACAUGUGACUAUAUUUGGGAUACAUGUGACUAUAUUUGGGAUACAUGUGACUAUAUUUGGGAUACAUGUGACUAUAUUUGGGAUACAUGUGACUAUAUUUGGGAUACAUGUGACUAUAUUUGGGAUACAUGUGACUAUAUUUGGGAUACAUGUGACUAUAUUUGGGAUACAUGUGACUAUAUUUGGGAUACAUGUGACUAUAUUUGGGAUACAUGUGACUAUAUUUGGGAUACAUGUGACUAUAUUUGGGAUACAUGUGACUAUAUUUGGGAUACAUGUGACUAUAUUUGGGAUACAUGUGACUAUAUUUGGGAUACAUGUGACUAUAUUUGGGAUACAUGUGACUAUAUUUGGGAUACAUGUGACUAUAUUUGGGAUACAUGUGACUAUAUUUGGGAUACAUGUGACUAUAUUUGGGAUACAUGUGACUAUAUUUGGGAUACAUGUGACUAUAUUUGGGAUACAUGUGACUAUAUUUGGGAUACAUGUGACUAUAUUUGGGAUACAUGUGACUAUAUUUGGGAUACAUGUGACUAUAUUUGGGAUACAUGUGACUAUAUUUGGGAUACAUGUGACUAUAUUUGGGAUACAUGUGACUAUAUUUGGGAUACAUGUGACUAUAUUUGGGAUACAUGUGACUAUAUUUGGGAUACAUGUGACUAUAUUUGGGAUACAUGUGACUAUAUUUGGGAUACAUGUGACUAUAUUUGGGAUACAUGUGACUAUAUUUGGGAUACAUGUGACUAUAUUUGGGAUACAUGUGACUAUAUUUGGGAUACAUGUGACUAUAUUUGGGAUACAUGUGACUAUAUUUGGGAUACAUGUGACUAUAUUUGGGAUACAUGUGACUAUAUUUGGGAUACAUGUGACUAUAUUUGGGGAUACAUGUGACUAUAAUUGGGAUACAUGUGACUAUAAUUGGAAUACAUGUGACUAUAAUUGGGAUACAUGUGACUUUAUUUGGGAUACAUAUGACUAUAUUUGGGAUACAUGUGACUAUAAUUGGGAUACAUGUGACUAUAUUUGGGAUACAUGUGACUUUAUUUGGGAUACAUGUGACUAUAUUUGGGAUACAUGUGACUAUAUUUGGGAUACAUGUGACUAUAUUUGGGAUACAUGUGACUAUAAUUGGGAUACAUGUGACUUUAUUUGGGAUACAAGUGACUAUAUUUGGGAUACAUGUGACUAUAAUUGGGAUACAUGUGACUAUAUUUGGGAUACAUGUGACUAUAUUUGGGAUACAUGUGACUAUAAUUGGGAUACAAGUGACUAUAUUUGGGAUACAUGUGACUAUAAUUGGGAUACAUGUGAGUAUAUGUGGGGGAUACAUGUGACUAUAAUUGGGAUACAUGUGAGUAUAUGUGGGGGAUACAUGUGACUAUAUUUUAGGAUAAAAUGUCACUAAUGUUUAUUCUGGAUGCUAUGUUAGUGUUGACCAAUGAUCUAACUCUCUAUAUUCUGACCUAACAUGCUAUGACAGGAGCAUCUCAUUUGACAGUGUAGAGAUCUUGUUUCCCCACCAGUACAACUUUGCUGACUGCUAUGAGGAGGUGAGUUUUACCCAGAAUUCAUUUGGAUGUUUUAGUCCACAGCAUAAAUAAAUAAAGAAUGAUACAUUCUGAAAACUCAUGGAGGAUAAUAAAUAAUUGUAGUACUUGCUGAAUGAGGUGUAUGUUGUGCACUUACUGAAUAAGGAGAAUGUUGUGUACUUGCUGAAUAAGGAGAAUGUUGUGUACUUACUGAAUAAGGAGAAUGUUGUGUACUUACUGAAUAAGGAGAAUGUUGUGUACUUGCUGAAUAAGGAGAAUGUUGUGUACUUACUGAAUAAGGAGAAUGUUGUGUACUUGCUGAAUAAGGAGAAUAUGUGUACUUACUGUAUAAGGAGAAUGUUGUGUACUUGCUGAAUAAGGAGAAUGUUGUGUACUUGCUGAAUGAGGAGAAAGUUGUGUACUUGCUGAAUAAGGAGAAUGUUGUGUACUUGCUGAAUGAGGAGAAUGUUGUGUACUUGCUGAAUGAGGAGAAAGUUGUGUUAUUGCUGAAUGAGAAGAAUGUUGUGUACUGGUGAAUGAGGAGAAUGUUGUGUACUUGCUGAAUGAGGAGAAUGUUGUGUACUUGCUGAAUGAGGAGAAUGUUGUGAAAUUGCUAAAUGAUAAGAAUUUUUUGUUGUUUAGAAAUGGAGAUGUUACCAUAUUUUCUAAAUGACUUCUUUGUGUGAUCUCAUUAGGUCAUUAACACUGUAAUCUAAAUCACUUUUUUUUUUAUUGCUCUCAAACCUCUGAUUAGGUCAUUAACACUGUGAAAUGGUUGAAGCUGGUUCAUAAAAUGAAGAGGCAACCUUUCACAGCUGAAAGCCCGUUACCUCCUGACUUGACCUUAUCCAUUAAGGUAAUCACAUUUUAACCCUAUAACAGUCAUAUUGGCAGAUCAUGGGAUGUUAAACCCCUUUCUGUGAUCUCAUAGCCUCUAGCAAAAUCGUCAUUAAAAAUGCGAAUGAUUUAAUGUAUAUUGAUUAAGGAGAAUAUGAUUAAAUCAGAGAAUUAUUAAAUCUUAUCACGAUUGAAAGAAAAUAAUCAUAAAAUAAUUUAUAAAAAAUAAUUAUUAAAUACUUAAUUUUUUUUUCUUCAGAUGUUGUCAAUAGAAAUGAGUGAUAACCCAUUUGAAGUAAAGAUGGGACUUAACUAUGAGGUAAUAUCAAUUGUAUGUUGUUUGAUUGUGUCAUAUUACUUAAAGAUGAGAUAUGAAUCUUUUAAUUGAUCCAAAUAACUGGAACUGUUUUUUUUUUUUUUUACAUUGCACAUGAUCAUUUUUAGCUCAUAAAUAAAUACAUAGUUUAAUCAAGACAUUUUACACUUAUAACAAUUUAAACAGGAGCAGAUUUCAAAACUGUAUUUUUUUAAGAUAGUAGCUCUUGAAUUUUUGUUGUGCCCGCUGAGUUUUUGAAUGAAUUUGUACUGACUUAAAUGUUUGUGUAUGAAAAAAUGUAUACUGUGACAGAAAAACAUCUACCAUAAGAGGAAUCGCCCCAAACUACCAGCACAUUAAUAUUUGAGUUCACAACUCAUGUUUUAAUGAAACUUGAACAAAUCUGCUUGUUUCUUGGUGAUGUGUCAUUAAGGAAAACAUUGCUGUGUGGUGUUAACACAAAAUAAGCAUUGACUUGGUUUUUUUUCUUCAGCUCUUGAAAGAUGAAGGUAUUGAAAGUAAGAAAAGAAAAGAAGUGAUGGACAUGAAAUUGAUGGAUCUACAGAAAAAGCAAUUUAUUCCAGGUAAGGAUUAUUUUAAUUUAUUUAUUCAUUUGGCAAAGUUUGGGAUCACACCUCUUUAUAAAUUUGACCCUAUGUGGAGAUAAUAAUAAGAAUUCUCAGAUUAAUAUUAUUAUUUAUUUAUUUGGCAAAGGUUAAGAUCACACCUUUUUUUAAAAAUUGGACCAUUUACGGAGAUAAUAAUGACAAUUCUCAGAUUUGAUAGUAUUAUUUAUUAAACGAACAAAUAAAAGCAACAUACACAUACUUUGAUAAUGUUAGGUAAACCUUCAGAUCAAAUAAGAGGUUAUAAAACAUUUUAAAAUAAUCUCAAUUUCAUUCAUCUCAAAAAAAAAAAAAAGCAAAAGAAAUAAUAUUUUAAAGGAAUUUACUAAUAACUAUUUACAAAUAUUCAAUGUUAUUUUAUGAAUUUUGACUUAAUCAUUAAACAUAAGGAAACAAAUUCUGUUUUGCCUAAUUUUGAACACUAUCUUGCAGUAAACAAAAGAGAAGAACUGUAUGCCAGUCUCCACAAGAAAAGUUCAGAAAUCUACAUUCAGCGGUCACAGAAGCUCUGCAAUGAUGCACCAAUCAGAACGCAGCUCUUCACCUGGUUGAUGGAGGAUGUACAAAUCACAGCAUUGGCUGACGUAUCAUUCCAUGGCAAGGACAACGUACUCAAACAUAUGCAGGAGAUUGAUAAGGAAAGGUAGGAUUAAAUGGUUGAAAUAACUUUUUUGUGAAUAAACCAGGUUUUGGUGAAUAGUUUCUGCGCAGUCUGGGUUACUAUCAAUUUUAAUUGUACAUACAUUUCCUGGAAAUCGAUUUAUAUUUUAAAAAUUUUUUUUUUUUAAAUCCGCUCUUUUUAAAUGAGGUCAAUAAGCUAUCCUACAGUCCUAUAGCAUAACAUAAAAUUAGUUAAUAUGUUGCCUGCAUAUCAAUUACUGCCAAUUAAGAAAAGUGUCACAUAUUUGUAGAGAUCUAUACAGUGAAAAUAGCAGCAUCAAUUUAAUCACUUGAACGUGCUGUCUUGAAGGAUUGAACCAGUUUUAAUUGUGAAAUUUUCUUGUUUUUUUCCAGCCCCUUCCCUAAAGAAGCCAUUGAUUUUGUGACCCUGUGGUGUCGUUACAUCAAUGCUAGUGUUAAACUCUGGUCUGUGUCACUCAGGGAUUUCCCCCGUCCUAUGAUUGAUGUACAGAACAAACAUGUUUGGGGACGUCUGAUUGGAGCUGAGAGGGAUGGAACAAAACGAG
This is a messenger RNA of Lymnaea stagnalis (great pond snail), 25854 nucleotides long. The record is from the annotation of a GenBank genome assembly. NCBI's taxonomy places the organism in Eukaryota, Metazoa, Mollusca, Gastropoda, Lymnaeidae.